UCCGGGGAAUCUCUUCCGGUUGACUCCUGAGCAGUGCCCUGGAUGUAGCCCCGGCGAUAGUGUUCCUUUUCCCCCCGCCCGCUCCUCCCUCUCGCCUCCUCUCCCCUCCCCGGAGCCCCAGGGCUUCCUGACCCUGGGGCUGCUUUUUGCUCAGCUUCUGGGAAGGACCGAUCUUAUCUUGCAAGUCCCACCAUGCCCAAGCGGAGAGUCACCUUCCAGGAUGUGGGAAUUGAAGAGGAUGGAGAGGAUCUCCCCAAAAAGAAGCUGGUGGAUCCUGUGACAGGAGCAGGGGGCCCUGGGAGCCGGUUCAAAGGCAAACAUUCUUUGGACAGUGAUGAAGAAGAUGAUGAUGAAGAUGGUUCUAGCAAGUAUGUCAUCCUAGCUUCAGAAGAUGUGGAAGGUCAGGAGGCGGCCACACUCCCAAGUGAGGGUGGUGUUCGUAUCACACCCUUCAACCUGCAGGAGGAGAUGGAAGAGGGCCACUUUGAUUCAGAUGGCAACUAUUUUCUGCACCGGGACGCCCAGAUUCGGGACAGCUGGCUGGACAACAUUGACUGGGUGAAGAUCCGGGAGCGCCCUCCAGGCCAGCCCCCUGCCUCAGAUUCAGAGGAUGACAGCCCUGGCCAGACUCCACUGGGCCCUCAGGCACUCCUAGAGGGUCUCUUGGAGAUGCUGUUGCCAGGGGAGACAGUUGCUGGGGCACUGAGACGUCUGGGUGCCCGGAAGGGUGGUGAAGGACCCCAGCGACCAAAUUCCCCACAACGAUUAGACCGGCUCUCAGGAUUGGCUGACCAGAUGGUUGCCCGGGGCAACCAUGGAGUGUACCAGGAGACCAGGGAACGGCUUGCUGUAAGACUGAAAGCACUGGGGGGCCGCACACCAGGGCUGCCUGACACAGCACCUCGUCCUGUCCUGGACAUGUUUGCUGAAGAGGUUGGGGAGGGGGAGCUGGAGACCCCAACCCCAGCCCAAGGAGGAGACACAGCUGCCGUGGGAGAUGGCUUGGCUGAUGUGAUGUGGGAAUAUAAAUGGGAAAACACAAGUGAUGCAGAACUCUAUGGGCCCUUCACCAGUGCCCAGAUGCAAGCCUGGGCGGAUGAAGGCUAUUUCCCAGAUGGUGUUUAUUGCCGGAAGGUGGAUCCCCCUGAAGGCCAGUUCUACAACUCCAAACGUAUAGAUUUCGGUCUCUAUUUCUGAACCUGUUUUUAUUUUUUGGGUAGCGGAAGAGAGCUACGGCAAGCACUUCCAGGCUGUGCUUUCAGGAAGAGGCCCUGGGGCUUGUAUGGACCUUAGUUGGGGUGGGGGGGAAAUGGUACCAGUCUUGGGGGGGCGCCAUUUCCUGUCUCAAUAAAAAUCUCUAGUUGUGUAAAAGGGGUGUCUAGUGUGGAGAGGGCAUAGUUGCACAAAGAGCCUGAGUUUGCUUUGUCCACCCUAGAGAGGUGCUGCUGCCUCAGGCUGGUCAGCAUGGGCCUCUGUUCCUAAACGGCAGUUUCCUGGUCCAUGCUGGGCCUCCCCUCUCCUCCUCUUCCCUUCUCCACACUUCUCUACUCCCCUAGAUCAGGCCUCCCGUGAAGUGGAUAGAAUGAUUCUUGCUAGGGCUGGCCCUCCAGAAAGAUACCUGCCUCCCAGGAGUUCUAUUCUGACUUUGCUCCUGACCAGUGUGUGACCAUGAGCUUGUGUAUAUAUGACUUCCUCCUCUCUGGACCUGUGUCCACAUCUGUGAACCUGGAUCUAGUACCAUGUUGAAGGAUCCCAUGAGGGAGGCCUGAGCUUGAGUCAGGAUACCUGGGUUUGAAUCUCAAACUGCCUGGCUAUAGACCUGCCUAAUUCUAGUUUCUUCCCUGAGCCUCAUUCUCCUUAUCAUAAAAUGGGGAUAAUCAUACUACCUACCUCACAGGGUUGUUGUGGGGAAUGCACUUUGUAAACCUUAAAGUGCUUAAGAAAUAUGACUUACUGUAACACUUUAAGAUGCUUUGUCAAGGGAA
Messenger RNA from Vombatus ursinus (common wombat), 1985 nucleotides. It is a transcript of the gene CD2BP2, whose product is annotated as CD2 cytoplasmic tail binding protein 2. Gene Ontology annotation, cellular component: U5 snRNP. The record is from RefSeq and is a predicted model, not a curated record. The coding region runs from base 193 to 1197 and encodes 334 amino acids. The transcript has 7 exons. Lineage: Eukaryota; Metazoa; Chordata; Mammalia; Diprotodontia; Vombatidae. Gene Ontology annotation, molecular function: protein binding.